AUGAAAUUAGUCGCACGGACGUCGACGAUCCGAGGACUGUAUUUUUUACUUGAGACUUUUGAAUUAGAUUGCAAAAGAAUGGAAAUAGUUAGUUGCUUUUGCCGGAGAACGGCAUUGAUAAGAGUUUUGGAGAACAGGCAUUAUACGGUCUUAAGGCUAUUCUACAUUGAUAGAUCGUAUCAUAGACAUCGCAAGUCACAAGCUUGUUGCUUCAGCCAAUCCGAUGCUUCAAUUUUAAAGUCGCAUGAUGCUUAUGACGCUACGAUUCGACCAAUUAAACUGGAGGAGCCGACAACGCGGCGAGAUGACGACGACUUCUCUCUGGUAACUGUAACAAGCGUUUCCCUCCAGAGCACAGGCAGCACUUUCACUGGAUCAGUCUACACAAAUUGGGAAGAGAAAUUCGCCUGUCAUUCAUUACAGGGCCGAGGUUGCGUUUUCAGCUAUCGAAAGAGAAGGACUCACUUUGGCGAUGGAGUCUUCAGCGCACCAGCUGGCGUCUGUCCGCGUCAUGUUACUUCGUCAGUCAUUCGUCGUAAUACAGGUGAUUCUCGGCUUGUGUUUGUUUGGCCGCAAAAAACUAGCCGGAGUCGACUCUCGAAUGUCCUUGUGCCCCUUCUACGUGGUAUCCUAGUUGGACUAUUAUUCAUAGACACUCUUCAUCUAUGGCCUGGAGAAUUCUUACCUACAUGUCUACCGCCAACCAUGCCAAUUACUUUACCGCCGGUUAAAUGUAACGUCAUUGAGCCGCGUUGGUAUGAUAAUAACUGA
Molecule: messenger RNA, 771 nt
Organism: Atta colombica
Lineage: Eukaryota; Metazoa; Arthropoda; Insecta; Hymenoptera; Formicidae
Exons: 4
Coding region: 1-771 (256 amino acids)
Source: RefSeq, a predicted model, not a curated record